AUGGGGCUCAUCCGACCGGACGCGCAGAGACAGCGGCGGGAGGUGCCUCGCGAGACAAUGUUGACUGCCACCCGAAACGAGCGAAUCGACAAUUUCGGCCCGACAGACAAUCCGCAGCUAACGGGAAAGAUACCCACCGAAUGCCACAACCUCGGAGCUUUCGAUCAACGAAUCUCGCGCCGCGAUCGGGUCAAACCAGUCGGAAUUGCACGCGGAAGAAGAAGCAACUUAUUGGAAGAAGAACAAAAAUCCUAUGUGAUUGUGUGUGAUAACGCGCCCUGUCACUCUGAACCGGAAAACGUCGUUGCCGGAGGAAGAGUGAGCAUUCCCAGACUUGCUCCAUAUUCUCCAGCAUUGACUCCGAUUGAAAUGAUAUGCAGUAUUACAAAACGUUACAUCAAAACGGAGCCCCGAAAUAAACAUGUCAAGAUCAUGACGGGUGAUCCUGAAGGAUCAAUGAUUCAACAGGAUUGGGGAAUGACAUGUUUGGAAAGCAUUGCUGGUGAUGCUAAGUCUUAA
Messenger RNA from Echinostoma caproni, 519 nucleotides. The record is from the annotation of a GenBank genome assembly. Lineage: Eukaryota; Metazoa; Platyhelminthes; Trematoda; Plagiorchiida; Echinostomatidae.